AUGGGAAAUACCGAGAGCAAUGUGACCAGUGGCGUUAAGAAGCAGGCCGGAGUAUCUACCCAGGCGCUGUACAAGUUCGUAAACCUCAAGGGUGGUGGUUUGCUGGUGGACAUGAUGAAACGGGCGAUACAGAACAAACAGUACGCCGAGAUAGAUCAUGCGAUCAAGACGAAGGUCGAACCGUUCCUGUACAAUAAAGGCAAGGGAAAAUAUGUCCCCGUCUCGGUGCUGGUGCUGUUACGAAACCGGGAACGGCCACGCCACAAACAGCUGCCAGAGAUACGCGCGAUGGAGAACCCGGAAGAAGAUUUCGACAUGGAUGCCGUCUGUCCGGAAGUGAGCGAAGCGGAGUACUAUAUGAACCCGUCCGGCUACCGUGAGGUGUGCUGGAAUGUGAAGGAACGUGGCGCCGUAGGGGAAACCAUUCUUCACCUUUGUCUACUCAACGCAACAUCUUUGCAUGCGGACUUGGCGAAACGGUUACUGCGCUUCUAUCCCAAGCUCAUCAACGACGUGUACAUGUGCGAUGAGUACUACGGCGAGAGUGUGCUACAUCUGGCGAUCGUAAACGAAGAUCCAGCGAUGGUGAAGUAUCUGCUCGAUCACAAUUCCGACGUGAAUGAGCGUUGCUGCGGUACGUUCAUGUGCCCCGAGGACCAGAAAGCGUCCCGGUGCGAUACGGUAGAGACGGAAAUCGUCCAGAUGGUGCAGAUGACGAACUACGAUGGGUACGUGUACUGGGGCGAGUACCCGCUCAGCUUUGCCGCCUGUCUCGGGCAGGAGGAAUGCUAUCGGCUCGUGCUGGCCCGUGGAGCCGACCCGGACAACAAAGACUUCAACGGCAACACGGUGCUGCAUAUGCUCGUGAUAUACGAGAAGAUCACGACGUUCGAUAUGGGGUAUGAGGUGGGUUCCUCGUUGAGCAUCCGGAACAACCAAAACCUAACACCGUUGACGCUGGCGGCGAAGCUCGGACGUGUGGAGAUGUUCUUCCACAUCAUGAACAUCGAGCGGGAGAUCUACUGGCAGCUGGGCAGUAUUACCUGUGCGGCUUAUCCGCUGGUGCUGAUCGACACGAUCGAUGUAGAGACGGGAAACAUCAGUAAAGAUUCCGCGCUAAAUUUGGUAGUGUUCGGCGACAAGGAUGAGCAUCUCGAUCUGCUGGACGGUGUGCUGAUAGAUCUGCUCAAAACGAAGUGGAACACCUUCGUGAAGGAUAAGUUCUACCGGCAGUUCUUCAUGUUCUUCUGCUACUUCUGCGUAUCGUUGGUAAGCUUCACACUGCGCAAUGGACCACCACCGGCAGAGGAUGACGAGCAGGACGGAUCGGAGGGCGGCAAUAAAACCACUUCCACCAAGGAGGAUCUUCGCCGUCCACUGUGGAACGAAUCGUCGCUCGGUAGUAAUGGAAGCGUUGGACUCGAAAUGUUUGUCGGCAAACUUACGGACCUACCGCAGUUUAACGGAAGCGCCGAGGAGUCGCCUGAGUUUGAUCCUUCCGCGCUGGAUGACGGUCUGUUCUUCAACUCCAAAUGCCACACGAUGGAUUACGACGGUAUGGAAGGUAAGGUGCGGCUCAUAUCGGAGAUGAUCAUACUGGUGGGUUCGUUUCUGUAUCUGCUGGCUGCCCUGCGCGAGCUGAAGUUUCUUGGGCGCAAAAUGUUCUUCGAGAAUCUUAUGACGGCACCCUCCCGGGUUAUGUUUCUGUUUUCCUGCUGCAUAAUGAUGAUUGUACCAUUUUUAAAGGUGCUUUGUUUUACGGAAAUGGAGGACCACGUCGCGGUAGCGAUCAUGCUAACAACGGCACCCUACUUUCUGUUCUUCUGCCGAGGUUUCAAAACGGUCGGACCUUUCGUGGUGAUGAUAUACCGCAUGGUGAUGGGAGAUCUGUUGCGUUUCGUCGUGAUCUAUCUGGUGUUUGUGAUGGGCUUUUCGCAGGCAUACUACAUCGUGUUUCUGUCGUACAAACCGGAAGAGGACGGUGAUGCCAAUCCGAUGCCGUCGCCGAUUGAGUCGAUCGUCGCGAUGUUUCUUAUGUCGCUGACGAACUUCGGCGAUUACUACGGUGCGCUGGAGAACACCGACCACGAGAUGUGUGCUAAGAUCCUGUUCGUACUGUUUAUGGUGAUUGUGGCCGUCCUGUUGGUGAACAUGUUGAUCGCUAUGAUGGGCAAUACGUACCAGAAGAUUGCGGAAACGAAAAACGAAUGGCAGCGCCAGUGGGCACGCAUUGUGCUCGUCGUGGAGCGUGGCGUUCCGCCGAAGGAACGGCUCAAGAACCUGAUGUCGUACAGCCAACCAAUGUCGGACGGACGGCGUGCAUUGGUUCUUCGAUUAAACAUGACGGAUGAGGAUAAGGAGGAAAUGAAAGAAAUACUCGAAAUGAAGCGUGUUCACGAUCGUCUCAACAAGAAGCGCCAGGUGGAGCGUGAUGCGCGUGCGGAGCAGCGUCGUCUGCUGCGGGAGAAGUACAUGAACAUGUCCUCUUGA
This is a messenger RNA of Anopheles marshallii, 2490 nucleotides long. RefSeq names its product transient receptor potential cation channel subfamily V member 5 (gene nan). Gene Ontology annotation, biological process: calcium ion import across plasma membrane. Gene Ontology annotation, molecular function: calcium channel activity; protein binding. Bases 1 to 2490 code for a protein of 829 amino acids. The transcript is spliced from 6 exons. Lineage: Eukaryota; Metazoa; Arthropoda; Insecta; Diptera; Culicidae. The record is from RefSeq and is a predicted model, not a curated record. Gene Ontology annotation, cellular component: membrane.